AAGGUUGGUGGUGUUUGAUUUUUACUGAGAAACAAAGAACAAAACGAAAAAGGAAAAAAAAGAGAGAGAGGAUGAUGUUAAGGAUCAAGAGGGUUCCUACUGUAGUUUCGAAUUACCAGAAAGAUGAGGCGGAAGAGGGUGCUCGCCGUUGGGGGUUGUGGCCGCAACUGUCUUAAUCAAUGUUGCAUUCCAGGGGCAAAGCUUCCGUUGUAUGCUUUCAAGAAGCUGAACAAGAUUGAUGGUGACAAGGAGUUGCCCGGAUGUGAGAAAAGAGAGCCUCCCGUUGACUUUCUUGACUCACUGCUUCUUGGGGAGUGGGAAGAUCGCAUGCAGAGAGGGCUGUUUCGUUAUGACGUCACUGCCUGUGAAACAAAGGUGAUCCCGGGGCAGUUUGGUUUCAUAGCCCAGCUGAAUGAGGGUCGCCACUUGAAGAAGAGACCAACUGAGUUCCGAGUUGAUAAGGUCCUCCAGCCCUUUGAUGGCAACAAGUUUAACUUCACCAAAGUUGGGCAAGAGGAGGUCCUCUUCCAGUUCGAAGCAAGCGAAGAUGGUGAAGUUCAGUUUAUCCCUAGUGCGCCCAUUGAGCCUGAAAAUUCGCCCAGUGUUGUUGCCAUCAAUGUCAGUCCAAUUGAAUAUGGACAUGUGCUGUUGAUUCCUCGUAUUCUGGAGCACUUGCCACAAAGGAUUGACCGUGAAAGCUUCUUGCUUGCACUUCACAUGGCCGCAGAAGCAGGGAAUCCCUACUUUCGAUUGGGUUACAACAGCUUGGGUGCAUUUGCUACCAUCAAUCACCUUCACUUCCAGGCUUACUACUUGGCUGUAACCUUUCCCAUUGAGAAGGCUCCUAGCAAGAAAAUCACUGUUUCAGGUGCUGGGGUGAAGGUCUCUGAGCUUCUGAACUAUCCCGUCAGAGGUCUUGUCUUCGAGGGUGGAAAUACUCUGCAAGAUUUGUCAAACACUGUCUCUGAUGCAUGCAUAUGCCUUCAAGAGAACAAUAUACCUUACAAUGUCCUUAUCUCCGACUGUGGAAAGCGGAUCUUU
Messenger RNA from Prunus dulcis (almond), 1041 nucleotides. Its product is annotated as GDP-L-galactose phosphorylase 1-like. Lineage: Eukaryota; Viridiplantae; Streptophyta; Magnoliopsida; Rosales; Rosaceae. Gene Ontology annotation, molecular function: GDP-D-glucose phosphorylase activity. The record is from RefSeq and is a predicted model, not a curated record. Gene Ontology annotation, cellular component: cytoplasm. Gene Ontology annotation, biological process: glucose metabolic process.